UGUAACACCAGAUGUUGUACAGUAAUAGUGAACAGUGAUAUCUCCCUAUGUGCUUUUGUAACGCUCUAUUGGUAACACCUGUGGCUUCUCGAAGCCAGCCACGUUGAAGAAAGGGGCGAAAGCUGGAUCUUCUUCAAAGAAAGUAAGGGACGUUCACACCGAAAGAUAAUAAUUCUACGCACGCAGCACUGGCCAAACAAGGAAAUACAGUGGUGUGAACAGGCACGGUUAAUUUAAACAAAAACAGCAUUGUAAAUUUGGCUAAAACUCUGAAAACCAGUGGACCACGAAGCUGUAUAUACAGACACAGAGUCACAUGAAUGGGUUUAUGAUGGAGGUGAAAAGCAGCAGUCCUUGACUGUGAAGCACGAACAGUCGCCUGUAGACGUGUCCUGCCAAAUGCUGAAAGAAAACAACAGAGUGGUGUGGAAAAACACUCAAGCCCUGUGGUUCUCCACUUCUCUACUGUUUUUGCCAGGAAGUCAACAGCUUUAAAAUACUUACUAGCUGCCCGAGUCAGAACUUCCUUCCCCAGUGCACUUAAUGAAACGGAAUAGGUCUAUGUAAAAAUGCCUGGACAUUCUCUUUUAGAAAAGAGGUCAUUACAUGAUAAAAAGCUCUCCUCAACUUGAACUUGAAGUUCUUCAAGUCUCUUGAAUUGAGGGCAGUGGAUAAGGGGACCUCAAGGUUUCUUUUGAAGUAAGUUGUUUUAGAGGAAGGUAUUUUCUUUGCUCAGGGAACAUUGUUCUGUGCUGAAAGGUAUGUUCAAAAGUAUUUAAAAGAAAGCCAAUGCAUGAAUGAGUACUAGUUCUCGAAUGUUAGGCAAGAUAUCACACAGACCAAUGUGCGUGCGUAAGACUCACGCAAGUAAGUAUGGAUUUCAUUUAAUUGCCCAAUUUGUCUUUUUACAUUGACAUCCACUCUGUUGGACGAGCAACACAGAUCAUUCACUGCAUUUGAAAUUGCUUGACAACACGAGAUGAGCUCUUUUGGUGAAAAAAAGAGUAUAUACUGUAUCACAAAGUCAAAGAAUCCAGGACCAUCCCACAGUUUCCAGGUCUAUCAAAACCAAAAUGAUGGACAUGUGAUUAACUCUAGAGUAUCUAAUCACUAUGAGAGCAGAGCUGCCAAAAAUUACCCCAGGUACACCAGAGAUCACCUCUCUGCCUGUGUGACUUGAGUGAUGGCAAAGAAGGUUCCAGUUCAGUGUAUGUCAUUAUCACCAAUAACGCCAGAAAACGAUUUCUAUAUAAGGAGCAACUCACAAACGACUGCGGGCGGUAUCUUUAUUGCUCAAUCCAAACAAAGUGACCAUAUAAGGACAACAAGAGCAUAGAGAGCUUAGUUUCACCAGAGGCUAUUAUCAUUACCAACUAGCCACAAACAAUUACUGUUUUACAGAAUUAAUCGUUCACAUUUUCACACUAAGCUAUAACUGAUACACAAAGACCCAACUGAAAUUGCAGUAAAAGGCAAGAGUUUAUGAACAGUUAAAUAAUAAUAAAAUACAAAUAAUAAAAAGCCUGAUCAAAUAUAUGCCUCAUGUUCUCUAUGUACAUUUUGUUUGAAUAGUUGUGUUGAAAAAUGUCUCACCCACAAUGUCCUUCCCAAGAAUCCAAUUAUUCAUUAUAAAUUCAACAUACCUGGCAGUGAAGGUAAAUGAUCAAAUUUGAACUCUUGUAAACCAUGCAAACAUAUGUAUUUGCCAUCUUGAACUUGAAUGUAUUUUAAGUCAAUGAAUUUUUGAUCAAAAGUAAUUGUUUUAUUUUAAAUCCAAGUAUUAUUUGUGAAUUUUUUUUAAAGAAAUGUCAGUCAUUUGAACUAUUUGGCAUAAAUAAGUGGCUAUGUCCAGAAGUUCUGUUUUGGAAUGUUCUUCUCCUAAAUUGCAUUGACAAGCCAGCUGUUACUCAAUCAGUUACCAUUAAACUUGUACCCUGAAAUUGCCUAUAGCAGUCCCUGUGUCAACAUUCCUUGAAUAUAAAAAAAAAAAUGGUUUCUGGAAUUUAAGAGGUGAAACAAGUAAUUAUCCCCUUGACCCGUGAUAUGAGUUGAGAUACUGCCUUUCCAUCCUUUUUAUUAUACAAGUGGAAAUUAAUUCUCCAAAAUAUGUUGUAAAAUAUGCCUUUGAGUACUUUACUCAAUUCAUAAGCCACAAGCAAUUGUGAAUCAUGGCCACGAAUCACUAUCAGUACAAGACAAUCUUUCAUGUAAUCUUUUUAGAAAAUUAUUUCAAAUGAGAAACAGGUUGUAAAAUUUGAAAAAAGCACACAUAAAGAUGGUCUGACUUAAAAAUCAUUCCGUAAUCAUCAGAUUUUCACAUCAGAUUUGUUGGUCCAUGCGGUCUCUUUCAGCUAAGUGAAAUUUAAACAUAUCCUUUAUUAUUCUGAGUAAAUAUCUUAUUAUCUUCAUGUCAUUUAAAUCCUUGCUUUGACUGCGUUUCCCUGCUGAGAGACAGGGUGAACAGCCUCGGGCAGCAGUGUGCUGGCUGCUGGAGGCAUUGUGAUGAGAGUCAGCCCCAGAGCCCCACCCACCAUCAGUAUAAAAGCACCUACCUCUGACUCUGAAGCUCAGACCAUUGGAACAGUGUCACAGCUGCCUAACAGCACUAAACAGCAGCCUUGGAGCUUCUAGGACACUUUCACUUCACAGACUCGCGCUCAACACCUUACCCAAGUGGAUUAUUGAUAACUUCAUAACUUCAGGUUUCCAGCCAAGAUGAAACUGCUCCUCCAGACCUUCUUCUGCUGGUGGUUUCUAGCCUCUGUUGCGCCGGCUGUGGACAGUGCAAAACUGGACCUGAGUUCAGUGAUGAAAAAGAGAUUGAGCACCUGGCUGCAGAGCAGGACGAAAAGAGCUCUACAUGGUGUGCCUGCAGAAAGCGAUCCAGCCUCAGUGCAGUUCGUCCGGCCGGAAGAUGUCAAAGACACCUUGAAGCCUCAUUCCAGCACGGACAUCAGCAUCCGGGCAAAGAGAAACAAAGGCUCAGUCAAUCAGAACAGGAGGACGGGCUGCGCCUUCCUGCCCACCUGCACGGUGCACGAGCUGGCACACCGCAUCCACCAGUGGAACACCCAGCUGAAGGUGGACAAUGCCCCCAGCGAAAAGAUCAGCCCGGGGGGGUACGGCCGGAGACGUCGGUCGCUGCUGCGCCACAUAGCCGCCGCGCCGGGCGACCUGCGACAGCUGAAGCAGGUGAAGAGCUAGGGGGCGGACUGAAAACUGCGAUGGAAGGCUCUCUCCACGAAACCCAAUGGACGUGAGACUAGCAGGGAGGAGGGGAGAUAAGGGGAGGGGGGGGGGGUGUCCUGCCAACCCCCCAGCCAAGCUCUUCUGGCUGAUUCCCGAACUUUGCAGAUGCCUCGGUCUCCCCGCCAAAGAGCGUUCCGCUGCAUUCUUUCCAGGCGUGAGUGGCGGAGAGCCGUCAGCGUGCCUUAGGAGACCCAGGAUCGCCAGCAUCGCAGGCACGGAAGCACAGCAACACUGGGGGUGGGGUGGGCUCUAGGGGGGGUGCCAGGGCUUGACAGAAAAAGAGGAGGCCGGGGGCAGAUUGUGUCCAUCUUGGAGUGGCCUGUGGGACGGGCUCGCUCGGGAGGCAGAGACUUCCGCUCAUGGGACACUGGGCUGGACACCCCUCUCCCCUCUCUGGAGGAACUGGACAGGCAAAACUAACACAAACAGACUGAGGGGGGUUAUGUCCGAAAUGCCAGCACUCAUUUGCUUGGAUUAUCUCUGCACAUUAGCUACACUAGAUAUAGGGAGUCUGACUUCAGAUACAGAAGUAUAAAGCUGUUAGGCCUUUUGGACACUGUAUGGGAAAUAAUUGUUUUUAGAAAUCACAAGGUCACCAGUCCAAAGAGGGCUGUAUCAUACUUGAACUUAAUUUUUUUUUAUAAAAAUGCAAUCGAAAGUGCAAUCUAUAUAUAUUUUUAUCGCCAGUCUGUAUAUAAGAUUCAAAUGCUGAGAUAUCACUAUUUAAAUAUUUUAUACAUAUAUAUAUAUAAAUAUAUCCAUUACUUGUAACUUGUAACUGUACUUAUGGAGAUGAAAUUAUUUUUAUACAGUAAAAAAUGUAUAAGGGCAUUAUAGCUUUGUUUGUUUCCACCAUUUGUGUUAUGAAUGUUAAGUGUUUCCAAAUGUGGUCAAAUAAAAACUAGUUUUUUCCUAUGUCAUAAUAA
This is a messenger RNA of Conger conger (European conger), 4175 nucleotides long. RefSeq names its product adrenomedullin a (gene adma). Gene Ontology annotation, molecular function: adrenomedullin receptor binding; hormone activity. The record is from RefSeq and is a predicted model, not a curated record. Lineage: Eukaryota; Metazoa; Chordata; Actinopteri; Anguilliformes; Congridae. Bases 2716 to 3204 code for a protein of 162 amino acids. The transcript is spliced from 5 exons. Gene Ontology annotation, cellular component: extracellular region. Gene Ontology annotation, biological process: adenylate cyclase-activating G protein-coupled receptor signaling pathway; positive regulation of heart rate; regulation of systemic arterial blood pressure.